AUAAAACAAUAAUGGCGGCACCACCAACAUCCGUUAUUUCGUCUUACCAUUGUUGCCACACCUUUUUGAUAUUCGAGAAGAACAACAAUUCACAAUGGUCACAUUUAGAUUAGUGUUUGUAGAGUGCACUGUUAAUUAAUUGGUUAGAACGAUGGCUUCCUUAGUUGCGGAUUACGGAACUUCGUCGGGUUCAGACAGUGAUGGUGAUGACGUAUCGGAUGAUGCUGAUAACAGUUUCAAGGGGGAAGAGGAAGAAGAUGAGGAAGAUGAUGAACCUGGUGAAAAUAAUGAUGACACACAAACUGAAACUGCUUCCAAAGAAAAACUUCCAUUACCUACACCUGAUUUUAAUGGCACACCCACCUUGAAAACUUCCGUCUUCUCUAAUCCAUUUGUUGAAGCUGAAAAAGCUAAAAGUGCUAUACUUGAGAAACAUGUAAAAAUGACUCCAACAUUAGAUGAUACUAAAAUGAUAAAUGGUAGAAAAAUUUGUUGGAACUAUAGGAAAGGUAGAUGUCGAUUUGGUCAUAAUUGUACUUUUGCCCACGACUCAGACUUGCAUAGAACAGCGGCUGAGUUAGAAGCCAUACGAGCUCCACAAGAAACAAUUAUUUGUCAAACUCAAUAUAAUGGUCAACUUUCCAUAAAUGAUGAAAAUGAUGUCGAUCAAGAGAACAAUCAUACGAAUAAACGUAAAAAAAGACCAGGACUAAGUCAGUCUUUAAUUCCUAGUAAAAAGGUUUUAAAAAUGUACAAAGCCCAACAAACUAAAGCUAUUAGUAGAUAAAUAAAAAGCAGUAAUAGUACUUUAAAGUUUAUAUAGUAGUAUACAUAAAGACAAUGAAGACUAUUAUUGUCAUUUGCUUUUAAAAAAGAAAAAAUAUUAGUCCUUCCAAUAUUUAGUUAUAAAUACAAUUUUAUAAUUCCACUAAACUCAGUUCACAAUUGUAUGGAGGAAGCUACUUUAAACAUAAUAUUUGGGAGAACUAUUGAUAUUUUAAUAUUUUCUUCCAUAUACGGCAAUUUUUAUAAAUUUUAAUGACUUUUACAUUAAAAAAAAAUAAAUAAAUAAAUAAUAAUAAUAAUAAUAAUAAUAAAAAAGAAAGAAAAAAAGAAAAAAAAAUAUUUAUGGAAUUAAAUGUAAAUCUAAGAUAACUUGCAAACAAUGCUUCCAGCAGAGUGCUAAUUAUUAAUUCAUAUUAUAUAUACUUUUCAAAUAAUGAAAAGCUUUAGUAUUCUUAGAUAGUACCUGGUAUAUAUCUCUAUGGAACAGGUUGCAAUGUACAAAGUUUAGAUAUUAUUUAUAGAUUUAAUACUUUUUAUGUGCUUAAAAAAAGAUUGAUUAGUAAGAAUCAUGUAUUUAACAAGCCGUUUUUGCAGAAAUGUUAUCCAAUUGUAAUUGAGAAAUAUUCGGAGACAUAUUACAAUGGAUAUAGUAUAUCUUC
Molecule: messenger RNA, 1445 nt
Organism: Vespa mandarinia (Asian giant hornet)
Lineage: Eukaryota; Metazoa; Arthropoda; Insecta; Hymenoptera; Vespidae
Cellular component (GO): nucleus
Molecular function (GO): metal ion binding
Source: RefSeq, a predicted model, not a curated record